GGGUUGAGAAUGUUAUUUCUCUUUUCAAAGCAAAACGUUAACGAGCUAUUAUAGUGUCAUUUGCAUAUAAGCUUAAAAUAGCUUGGUGCCCUGGGGGUUUAAAUCGUUUCAUUCUCUUAUCAGAUGCUAAUUAAAUACAGAACGUUUUAGUUUCUCAUAUUGGUGAAAUACGGUAUGCCACGUACCGGUAACGAAAUAGGCGCAACACGGGCGUCGAGUUCAGCAUAUUAUAUUGACUAUUGAGUCUGACUAGUCUAGUCUGAGUGAAUCUGUAAACUCAAGUAGUAGUCAUUUUAGUAGGGACCCUACAAAAUCACAAUUCAGAUGAACUCAUUUGAACAGUUUAGACUCAAUAGUUAGACUAUACUAACAGAGUGUGACGCCUUGGCCUUGUCUAAUUCAUAAAUGUGUAGUAGUGUAUCCCAACUGUGGUAGUGUUGAACUGUUGAAGAUUAAAUUAUUCUUCUAAAUCUGAAAAUUCUAGGUAAAUUGUAUUUUCAAUAUUUUUAGGCCACUUAAUUUUAAUCUCCAGUCCCUAUUCUUAGGGGGCCAUCCAUAAUUGAUGUCAUUCAUCUAAAAGGGGGGGGGGGGUGGUCUUAAGCAGGCAGUGUGAUGUCUCAUGAAUGCUGAAUAUUUUGGUAAAGUAUUGGACUUAAUAAUAUUAAAUUACAGAAAUUUUUAACAUUAUUCUUAGAUACAACAAUAAUAAUAAUUUUAUUUUUAAUCUAUGAUCACUGAGAGAUACAGGUAUGCGAGGUCCGAAAAAUGGCCCCUGAUAAAGUUGCAGGCCGCCACCAAGGAGAAGCAAAUGGGUGUAACUACAAUGACAGUGGAGAGAAUUUAUGCCCAAAUGUGGAGACGGGAGUAAUAGAAUUAGGACUACCACAUGAAGUGGGAUGGUAUGAAAAAAAAAAAAAGUGGGGGGGGGGGGGGGGGGGGGGUUAGGGAUCUUAUACUCUAGGGCAGGGAUUCUUAACCUUUUGGCAGUGCUUCAGGCAGGCCCACUCCGUUUUAAAGAACUCCCCCCACCCUCCAAAAAAAGUAUAAAUUAUAUUGAAAUACAAAUUAAAAUGUGAAAAUAAUUUUAAUUUAAUUAUCAUAGUUUUAUUUCUUUAAUUAACUUCAUAAAACUUUUUUUUUUUUUUAAAGCAGUAGCAACUAGCAAUGACAGCAAAUACAAUUUUAUGGUCUUCCGCACCUCUGGGCUGGGGAUGUACUCUUACCUCUGGUUAAGAACCACUGUUCUAGUGAAAUGUUCCUGAAACAGGUGCAGCAAUUUGAUAUCCAUGAGAAGUGAAUAUCAUAAGGGUUUGUAAAGGACAGUAGUGGACACAGGAAAUUUUUAGGGGGGGAGGUGGGGGUUGCAGAGAUUUGUGACAUUAUAUUUUAUGGGGGGGGGAGGUUUAACUUUUUGUGACAAUGGGGCGAGGGGGGUAAAAAAUCAGCAAAUUUUGCGUGACAUCAUUUAUAGAUGGCCCCUUAUGUUGCUUUUGUAUUCAGUUAUUCUCCUAUACUUUACAUCCUUAACCUGUGAAGAUGAUCAAGGCAAUAUUUGACUUGAUUGCAGCUGUAAUUUAAUUUCAAAUUAAGGGUUGCUCAAUUCAUCAGCCUCACUCUUUUGUUUUUGCCUAUUUGAUGCAAUAGCAAGUCUUUGUCAAGACGACUGGAAGUAGACAAGGAAGCAGUAGAUGACAGCAGUGGUUUUUGUGUGUUUCAGUAGUAGGCCCAUUAUUAAUAUAAUAUAUAUAAAUAUAAUUAUGGGCCUUUUGUCAUAUUUAUAUUACUCAUAGCCAGGGUAUUUUUAAAUAGUUUAAAUCUAGUGCUGGAUUGAAAUUAAGACCUAAGAAGGCCCUAGUGGACAGUUGAAAUUUUGCCUCCAUCCACACAAUGGCAUACUUAGGCCCACUUAGGAGUGCAAAGGAGUUGACCACCCAUGGCUGCUCUGUAUAGGCCUAACAUUAUAUAAAUCUAUUUGUGAAUUGUCUUUUUUAGAGGACACACUUUUAAGAGUUGGCAGCAGGCAUACGUCAUGGCUUCCGCCAUAAAAAAAUCCAUAAUCAUAUUCUUAACUUUGUGUUUAAGUGUCUAAUCAACAUUUUGUUUGAUAUUUUCUUGUAUUAAGUUGUACGCAUGGGAUUUUUGUUUUGCAUCAGUUUUAGGCCACUGUGAUGUAUCAUUCAUACAUAAAGUAUUUGAACGUGAUAAACUGUAGACUAGUGUAGAUGAUAAUCGUACUGUUCUAUUUAAACACACAUAUGUACAUACAUGCUCCCCAUAAUUCUUUAACUUGUUAUUUUGAUGUAUGGGGAUGUCCAUCACUACUAGACAUUACACCAUUACAAACAGGGCUUUGGAGCAGACAUUUUUUGGCAGAGCUCCACUCUGGACAAAUUUGUGUCAGCUCUGCUUCCAUUUCCAAUGAAGGGGUGGUAUAUUGAUUAAAGAAAUAUGUUUAUUAUUGUCACUUAACCAUGUUAUUAACUAGGCUUUACAAAUGCAUGUACCAGCAACAUAGCUGGUAGAAGAGUGGAGCUUGGAACAUUAAGACAUUUUUCCAGCCCUGGGCAAAAAGACCCUGCUCCUCUCCAAAUCCCUUGUUAUCAGUCAUCUAUUCCAAAGUAACAACAGUAAAAAAAAAAACUGUACAGGUACAAGAAAUGCUAAACUAAGAAGGCAAACCAUCUGUAAGAUCUUAUUCUGGAUCACUUAUUAAAAUAUACUUUUUAUGAUGCCCAUUUUAAUGGCUAAAUCAUUUACUUUCUUUGUUCUUGCCAUGCUAUAAGCUUCAUAAGCAAAUUUUUUUUUUCACUUUCCAAGAGCCAUAUUUACCCAUAGUUCAUGGUUAAAUGUUAUACAUUAUGCAUAUCCCAUACACAGGUAAAAGCUUUAGUAGCCAUACUUUAGAGAAGAUGCAUUGAUUUUUUAAAAAUGUUUAGAAGUUUUCCAUAUUCAUGUUCUUUUUAAUAGAAUAUUUGAUUACCGGUACCAUUCAAAAGAAAAAAGAUGUUGGUAGCAGCCUUCUUACUAGUGCAUGUAGCUUUGCUGGAGGCCACCCGUGAAAUCCAAGAUCAUGGUGCACACAAAUUGGCAGAAUCACAUUUUAAGGAUGGUAUUCACAGCUCUGUAUUUGAUCAAGAGGCUUUGUUAGGUAAGUUUUUAAAAAAAUUCUGUUUAUAGAUUCAAUUUCAUCCUGUUUAAAAAAAAUUAUUUUAUCAUCAGCUUGUCUAAAAGUUAAAGUAAACUAUCAUUCCCUCACAGAAAUCUUGGAAAUAAUAAAAUCUGCUAGUCGAAUUAUGAAUAAUUUAUGUAGCACUUUUUAAAUCACUAGGCUCACAUAAACUUGAUGACCUUGCUGAACUUCCCAAAGACGUGCAGAUAAAACGGUUGAGGAAUUUGGCUAAAUCUCAUGAUACCAACAAUAACGAUAUCAUUGAACCUGAAGAACUAAAACAAUGGAUACUUCAAUCUUUUCGGUAGGUAAUGUGUGCUAAUAAGGGUACUAAAUCUACCUAUAUUAUUACCAAGUGGACUGUUGGUAGGCAUCUGUACUAUUAGUUCUAAAUUCUGAAUUAAGGGAAAUCCUUAUUUGUUUAAGUAAGAAGUGUGAUCACAAUAAAGAAAAUUGCGGACAUUUUCAAAGAAAAUGCAAAACUGUAGUUUUUAUAACAGCAUCUGUCAAGUGAAUAGAAUGAGAAUUAGAAACAGACAUUCUAUGUACCUAAUGAAAUAUUGACUGUCUGUAAGUCUAUAAGUAGGCCUAUAAGUUAAUUUCUUUUCAUUCUAGAUGGACAGAACUUCCAUAAUUAUAUAUCAGCUCUACUGUUUUGGAUACCUUGACUUACAAAUGUAUUUCUCAUUAUAUUUUUUUCAAAACAUGUUUUAGAAUGCUUGACAGAGAAGAGGCAAUGGAAAAACUAGAGGAAGAAGAUGAAAAUGGUGACCAAAAAAUCACUUUUGCAGAAAUUCUUCACAAGCAAUACGGUUACUCUGAAGGGGACCUAGAUGAUAUGUUAAAGCAUGAAAUGGAUGAAGAAGAAACAGAUGUUUAUCAGGUGCAAUAGCAAUAUUAAUCAGAAAUAAUGUUUAUUCACUUCUGUACGUGUUGGAUUUGUAACUAAAUGUAAAAUUUAACUAAAUUUUUGCCAUGCCAUAUUUCGCAACCACUCAUUGUAUAGAAAAGCGGUAUAAAAAAUGACAAACACUGUCAUCUUUUAAAUGCUUUUCUUUGAAAUGGAUGAAGCUCAUGACUAUAUUUACAUUAAGAUUUGAGAUCAUAUUAAUGUGCUAAUUAUUCAAAUGGAUAAAGCUCAUGACUAUAUUUACAUUAAGAUUUGAGAUCAUAUUAAUGUGCUAAUUAUUCAAAUGGAUGAAGCUCAUGACUAUAUUUACAUUAAGAUUUAAGAUCAUAUUAAUGUGCUAAUUAUUCAAAUGGAUGAAGCUCAUGACUAUAUUUACAUUAAGAUUUGAGAUCAUAUUAAUGUGCUAAUUAUUCAAAUGGAUAAAGCUCAUGACUAUAUUUACAUUAAGAUUUAAGAUCAUAUUAAUGUGCUAAUUAUUCAAAAAUAAAUUUCAUCAAAACAUGACUUUCCCUUUUCACUUAGCAGAGUUGGUUUCAUUUUUAAUGAGCAUGCAUUAAAUAAUUUUUUAAAAAUCAUAUUCAUUAGGUUGUCACAGAUGAUAAGAAAAGAUUUGUUGCAGCUGAUUUAAACAAAGAUGGCUUCCUGGAUGAAAAUGAAUAUGUGGCUUAUUUCCAGCCUUAUGAUUUUCCUCACAUGUACCAAGUAGAGAUGGAACGUUCUAUGAAAGACAUGGACGAUGAUUCUGAUGGCACAAUUUCAAUGCAGGAGUUUAUCGGAGGUUUUUAAAUCUUUGGCUUUUAUUUAUAAAAAAGUAGUCAUGCGAUUGCAAAAGUAUCAAAUGUUUGUAAAGAUUUAUUUAAAACUAAUUGCAAUAGGUUUAUUUCACAUAAAUAAUUGAAAUUAAUGUAAUUUUAUUUUUAGAUAAUGCUGAUGAAGAGACCAGGUUUUCUGAAAUGACAAAUUUUGAGGAACUUGACAAAGAUAAGGAUGGGAAGUUGACACCAGAUGAGCUGAGACCUUGGGCUCUGCCAGAUAAUGAUGAUGUCGCCAAAGAGGAAGGAGAGCACCUCAUUAACAUGUGUGACAUUGAUAAAGAUGGGCAAUUGUCAAUUGAAGAGAUUGUCACAAAGGAGAAUGAAUUCUUAGGAAGCUCUGCUACAGAUUAUGGGAGAACAUUACACUUUGUUAAAGAUGAACUGUAGUUAAUUUUCUUUUCUUUUUAAAGCAAGAAAAUUUUUAACACUCCCAAAUAUUCCAUUUUUAAUUUAAAUUUAGUUGUUUUUGUAGAUAUGCUGUAACACUUACUUUUCAAAUUCAAAUCAAAAUAAUUCCACUGUUUCCAGACACAAUUUAUACUGUAUAAUAUAUGUACCAACUUGUAGGAUCCAUGGUUAUUUAAAAAAAUAUGUUUCCCUAUAUGUUGUCAGGUAUAUUUUUAAAACUGUAUUUAUCAACACAGACGUAAUCUGAGUUCAAUAUGUAGUGCAAUACUUGGCUUAAAAUGAACAGUUUACCCAUUUGACCCCCAGUACCCAGUUGACCCGAUUACCAUUACUGUCCCCUUUACUUUUACCAUAGUUUAAAUAAAACAAAUAAUUAUAUUAGAACCGAAUGUCCUAUUUAUUUGAUUAGUUUUUAUGACUUAUCCACAUUGAUGCCACUAUGGGUUUAUAAUGAAGUGCAUAUAGUUAAGUUUUUUUCCACAAACCUCUGGAUACAACAACAAUAUCAAAUGAUAUUAUUGUCAAGUUUACUCUUUAAUUUUUAAUAAAUUUAUAUACACAACGGUAACGAUGCUUUUUCAUAAAUUCUGGAAUUAGGUUUUUCGUUAGAAUAUGGAUAUUGAAAGGGUAAUGUUUUACAAGUGCCAUAUCAAAUAUUCAAUAUUGCAAAUAUUUUUCAUUGUUUGCUUUCUCGGUACAUUAAUUAUACUAAUGUCAGCAGUUAAAUAUUUUAGUCUUAAGUUUGUUUAAUUAAGGUAUUUGAAAAUACAGUGGGUCCUUGCAUAACGAACCUAAUCCGUUCUGGAACAGUGUUUAUGAUGCAGGGAGUAUAUUGUGCGGAUCUGGAUUUCCCAUAGGGUCCCAUUGUUUAAUUUGUUCCCAAUGAAAGAACAUUUUUAAAGUUUAAAAAAAGAUUACCAUGCUGGGGAGUCAGAUGAAGACAAGGGAUGGUGGAUGUUACAAUGUUAGGAGGAAAAUAAGUUAGUCUCGGGAUGCACUUCUUUAAAUUUUUCAACUAUGGCAAUAGGGCCCGAAUAUUACAUUUGAAUGAAAUAUUGGAAUAAAGAUGUGAAACACAGGUUAAUUUCUUGAUUCUUAAUACACAUUUUGUCAUGACAAGCAAACAAAUCUUCUUAGUUUAGGCCAUGCACAGUUUAAAACGGAAAACUUAAACAGUACAUAGAAACAACAAUAACUUUAUAGCCUGAAAUUAAUAAGUAUUGAUACCGGUACUUAUCAAUAUACCUGAGCCAGUACCUUUUGAUCAUAGUUUUUGUUAGGACUGCCUGACAAUCCACGAGAAAUUUUAAAAAAUAAACUGCAGUGUAAAAUAGUCCAACCACUUAUCCAAAGAAUUGUGAAGAAAUUAACGCAGCACAAUAUAAAAAUACCAACAAGCACAUGCAAACACACAAGCACACACUCACAACAACACAAAAAACACACAAGAAUGCCAAUGACUCCUGGUCCCCUUCAGAAUUACUCAGGGUAAGCAUAAGAUGCCAUUUGUAAGCUCGCGAUACUAUUUUUUAUGAGCAGGGAGACCACUGGCUUGGUUUGUUAUGCAAGUUCCAUUCAUUACGCAAGAUUUUUGGGUGAAAGUCAGCUUUCCUUACGUGGAUUGUUCAUUAUAUAAUAUCAGGGGCGUUCGUUAUGCGGGGACCCACUGUAUAUAGAAAUGCUCUUCUGUAGUUUAUUGACACACGAGUGAAAUUACUAUGAUUGAUAGCAGUGAUGGCUUCUGUGUUUCUGAAUGCAGUAUAAAAGUUGAGGUUAGGACAAAAGGACUUGCUCUUAUAUUUCAAAUCUUUUGCUCUCAGACAAAUUAAUUUCUCAGGCUUGUCAUAGCUUUUGUCUUAUUGAAAUAGUUAUGCGUCAUUAGAUACUAAUUGUAAUCUGAUCUGGGUUUUUUGUUGUUGUUGCUCAUUGUAAUUGUAAAAAAUGUAAACUUAACAGAAUAAGUAUUACUUAAUAGCAAAAUUAUGUUAUAGAACAAUGGUAAGUGGACCAAGUACUGCAAUUUAAGUUUUUUUUCUUCAUUUUUUAGAAACUUAAAAGUGGUACCAGCCACACUACCUUAAAUUUUAUGAGUAAUAUUUCACUAACUAAUCAAAUCUUUUUAGAUGGAUAAUUUUGGGUACUAUUUGUGAACUAUGUUUGUAGUAGCCUAUAUCAUGCAGACAGUGAUAAGAUAAAAAUGUUUUUAUUCUGAUUGGCAUAUGAUAUGUGAGAAAGACAGAUUGUAAAGAAUUACUGUUUCAUGUCUUAAAAUUAAAAUUUUAUCUACACAAA
Lymnaea stagnalis (great pond snail) is the source of this 7594-nucleotide messenger RNA. NCBI's taxonomy places the organism in Eukaryota, Metazoa, Mollusca, Gastropoda, Lymnaeidae. The record is from the annotation of a GenBank genome assembly.